AUGACAGCAGUUAUGAAGCCGAAGAAAAAAGAGACUUGUCUAAAAAUCAUUCUCAAUGGCACACUUUAUAACACGUCCUUUCCGGGAAACGGGACAGUGCUUAACAAUACAUCUAGUCUUGGCGCGAAUCAAUCACAAUUACUCAACUCCAACGGUUCGCAAGCCCUUAAUGGCUCGCUUUACAAUACGUCCUUUCCGGCAAACGGUACAGUACUAAACAAUACAUCUAGUUUUGGUGCGAAUCAAUCUCAAGUACUUAACUCUUCAGAGAUAGCUAGCUUUACUAGUGGUUUGCUCGCCGAGCUCCCGGAGAACGGUAUGAAGAAGAGCGAACUUUUCUUGGGCUUUUUGCCGGAUGAUGGCUCGUCAGGCGGCAACAGACAAACGAUGGCGCAAUUAAAUUCAGCCAUCGGUACCAAGGCAUCCGUUUACGGUUGGUAUGCCCAGGCACAGUCCGGGGUACCUUUCGAUGGCUCCCAGUUGCUCGCAAUAAUCGACGACGUCAAGGCCUGUAACUGUGUUUUUCAACCGGCAGUUAUGCCGACCGGUGGAUGGAAAGGCCUCACAAGCUGGGAUAACAGCCAAGCUGUCGCUAUUGCCCAGGUGUUAAAAAACUUUACCGAUGAGGGGAUCCCAGUCUGGCUACGCUUCGCUCACGAAGUAAACUACUAUCAGACUGAUGGUACUUACCAAGGAACUGCGGCCGAUUUCAAAGCUGGCUGGGCGGCCAUGGCAGACGCGAUAAAAAAAAUCGCUCCAAGUGUAAAGAUGUGGUGGACUCCCAAUGUCUCUACAGAAGAAGAUUACGCCAAAUAUGAGCCGGAUGACAUGAGCACGGUUGACCUGGUUGGAAUCGACUUCUAUCCCAAGAAAUUGAGUGGCUCCGAUUUCCUCGACGCCAUGAAAGCCUUCCAUGAUAAGUAUGCGGUGGAUGGUCGCAAGUUCGCAAUCGGAGAGACAGGUCUUGGCUGGAGUGGAGGCCUGGAUGACAAAGUCAAAUGGUUUAACGAGAUCUGCGACGCCAAGUCCUCGCUGCCGGAAUUUGUUUCCAUGGCCUGGUUCAACUUCGACAAGGAAUACGAUUAUAAAAUUGCAGGGGAACCGACGUUGGAUCAGAAAUUCACCUCGCUUAUAGCCACCUGA
Messenger RNA from Puccinia triticina, 1143 nucleotides. RefSeq lists its product as uncharacterized. The record is from RefSeq and is a predicted model, not a curated record. Gene Ontology annotation, molecular function: mannan endo-1,4-beta-mannosidase activity. Lineage: Eukaryota; Fungi; Basidiomycota; Pucciniomycetes; Pucciniales; Pucciniaceae. The coding region runs from base 1 to 1143 and encodes 380 amino acids. Gene Ontology annotation, biological process: substituted mannan metabolic process. The transcript has 8 exons.